This is a messenger RNA of Physcomitrium patens, 2155 nucleotides long. NCBI's taxonomy places the organism in Eukaryota, Viridiplantae, Streptophyta, Bryopsida, Funariales, Funariaceae. The record is from RefSeq and is a predicted model, not a curated record.
AUGUUGCUUACUGUGGUUUCAGAGGGUGUGCUGUGAGUCGUUUGAAGAGUUUCGGCUCACUUUGCUUUUAAGUUUGAUAGUUUAUGUGGGUUUUGAUUCAGUGGCAAGCUGAGUUGUGGAGACGCAUUAGAGGUGUAGAUCUGUGAGUUGUGGUUUGGAGAUGCUGGCGGGUUUGAGUUUAGGGAACAUGAAACCCUAAGUUGCAUCGGUGCUCUAGUUUGUUGAUUGAUCUCGCUUCAGUGAGAGUCAGUUCUGCUCUUUCGUGAAGCGCACUUCAUAUUUUCCCAGCAGCUCUUAAUUAGUACGGAUCUUAUACACAGCAGGAUUGUUAAUGCUAAAUCUAUCGCAGAGAGAGCUGAAUUUGGUGUAGAAUUAUUUUUGUUUCUGGAUCUGGAAAUCGAUCACAGGUCUUUGGGUAGGAGGUGACGAGAGUUGGAACAUCGGACGCGUUAGUCUCUUAUAAAGUUUGAGUUUAGCUCAUUCAUAAUGUCCUACGCUGAUGACGAGCCACUGGAGCACACAUUGCUUGUUGUCAGGGAAGUUUCGGUGUACAAAAUACCUCCAAGAGGCACCAGCGGAGGUUACAAGUGCGGGGAAUGGCUUCAGUCAGACAAGAUUUGGACUGGGAGGUUGAGGGUUAUUUCUUUGAAAGACAUGUGUGAGGUCCGAUUGGAGGAUUCGAACACUGGGGAGCUUUUCGCGGCGUGCCCAGUAUUACCAGGGAAGAGAGACGUGACAGUGGAGAAUGUGGUUGAUUCGUCACGAUAUUUUGUUCUAAGGAUCGACGAUGGGAGAGGGAAGCAUGCGUUUAUUGGGUUGGGUUUCGCAGAGAGAAACGAGGCUUUCGAUUUCAAUGUGGCAUUGUCUGAUCAUGAAAAGUAUGUGAAGAGGGAAGCAGAGAAGGAAGAAACUCGAGGAUCUUCAAAGGACGAUACUCCUGCCCAACCUUCAUUGGAUUUGCGGCUGAAGGAGGGAGAAACAAUACGGAUAAAUGUGAAGACAACAAAACCAGGGACUGGGACGGGUAUGUUAUCUGGUGCAACGGGAAGUACUAAUGCGAUCAGCAGCACAGGUCGCAUGAAGGCUCCACUUGCACCUCCGCCAGGUGGCGGGCGCAUCCGUUCUCCAUUACCUCCUCCUCCAAAUGACAACAAAACAAUACGCUCUGGCUCUAGCCCUGUUUCUUCUGGGUCAUCAUUUGCAUCUAGUCUUGGAUCUGCCCAUGGUUCUGACAAGUCCUGGGAUUCAGGAAGGUCCUCAUCUGAUCCGUUUUCGGAUUUAUCCCAGCUUGAGAAGAACUUGCCGACCACAACAAAGAUGGGGGGGAGCAGAAGUGGCAGUGCUGCAGGAGGAUGGGCUGCAUUUUAACCUGAUGGCAUGUUUUUGUUAUCGAAUUAAAUCUAUUUAUGUGCUUCCUGGCGUCCGUUUUAGUGAUCUCUAAAUUGUGUUAUCGUGCAGAUAAAGUCAAUGGUUGUGUGUUAUUUAGUAGAAAUUGACUGUUUGUCCCCGCAUACAGUCCUCCCCAACCAAUGAAUUCCUUGAGUUAUAAAAUACAUCGUAGCGUACUGCCUGUACGAAGGUGAAAGUAGAUUGCACAUGGUGUGGGAGAUAAAUAGUCACUUGCUUGCACGCUCUCUGAGUAUGUUUGCAUUGACUCUGCAAAGACCCAUCAAGAUCUUGUGUGUGGAGUCCACCAUUUUUAGGACUGGGAGCUGUGUGAAUUGAAGACAUUUUGUUUAUGUCAAGAAUUGGAGUUUUUCAUGCACGAUGCAAGUGGUGCUUGUGAUCCCCCUGGAGCCAAGACGAGACAUGACAUCCAAGCUAAUACAUUGAAGUCUAUUUGGUACUGAGUUCAUGGGGGCACUAGAUUCAUGGUGUUGCUUCUCGAGAUCUUCGUAGUUGUGUUCAAGUUGCAGUUUCAGUUUUUUGUAUUGUUUUUGUUUUUAAUUACCGAAUAAGCGUGAAGCAAGAAAUGGCUGUUCACUGUCACACAUUAGUGAGAUUUUCUUGUUUUCCUUUUUGUAGCUUCGUUACCAGAACCUGGGCAGAUAUCAAGCAGUGGCUGUGAGAUUACGGGCCCACUAGAAUAACCUCUGCCUGAUCUGUUUCUUACAUUAUAUUUUUGAGAUGGAAUCACACCAUAUUCGACUGGUAA